CGGCGGUGGGCUGCGGGCGGCGGCCUCAGCGGGCGGGCGCACUCCGGCAGAGCCAUGCUGGCGGCGCGCGUGGAGUAUAUCGCGCCCUGGUGGGUGGUGUGGCUGCACAGCGUCCCUCACGUCGGCUUGCGCCUGCAGCCGGUGGACAGCACCUUCAGGCCCCGCGAUGAGAGUUACCAGGAGUCGCUGCUGUUCCUGGGGCUGGUGGCCGCCGUCGGGCUGGGCCUCAACCUCGUCUUCCUCGCGGCUUACCUGGUGUGCGUGUGCUGCUCCCUGCAGAACAGCGCGGUGCAGACCAAGCGUCGCCACCCCUGCUGCAUCACCUGGACGGUCGUGGUGGCUGGGCUCGUCUGCUGUGCUGCGGUGGGCGUUGGUUUCUAUGGAAACAGCGAGGCCAGCGACGGGGUGUACCAGCUGAUCUACUCCCUGGACAAUGCCAACCACACCUUCUCUGGGAUCGAUGUGCUGGUGUCUGGAACCACCCAGAAGAUGAAGGUGGACCUCGAGCAGCACCUGGCCCGGCUCAGUGAGAUCUUUGCCACCCGGGGAGAUUACCUCCAGACGCUGAAGUUCAUGCAGCAGAUGGCGGGCAACAUCAUUGUCCAGUUGGCAGGAGUGCCCGUGUGGACAGAGGUCACCGAGGAGCUGACCGAACUGGCCAACCAGACCAGCUACGUGGAGUACUACCGGUGGCUCUCCUACCUCCUGCUCUUCGUCCUGGACCUGGUCCUUUGCCUCCUCGCCUGCCUGGGACUGGCCAAGAGCUCCAGGUGCCUCCUGGCCUCGGUGCUGUGCUCUGGGGUGCUGGCCCUGCUUCUCAGCUGGACGUCCCUGGCUGCUGACACUGCUGCGGCAGUGGGCACCGGCGACUUCUGCGCGGCUCCCGACGCCUUCAUCCUCAACAUCACGGAGGGCCAGCUCCGCACAGAGGUGACCCGUUACUACCUGUAUUGCAGUCAGAGUGCAAGCAGCCCCUUCCAGCAGGCACUGACCGUCUUCCAGCGCUCGCUGACCACCAUGCAGAUCCAGGUGACGGGACUGCUGCAGUUUGCUGUCCCGCAUUUCCCCACAGCAGAGAAAGAUCUGCUCAGAAUCCAGCUCCUGUUGAAUUCAUCCGAGUCCAGCCUCCACCAGCUGAUGGCCAUGUUGGAUUGCCGGGGGCUGCACAAGGACUACCUGGACGCCCUCACUGGCAUCUGCUACGACGGCCUCGAGGGCCUGCUAUACCUCGGCCUCUUCUCCCUCCUGGCUGCCCUCGCCUUCUCCACCAUGAUCUGCAUGGGGCCAGGGGCCUGGAAGCACUUUGCCACCAGGGACAGAGAUUACGACGACAUCGACGAUGACCCCUUCAACCCCCAGGCCCGGCGCAUCGCCGCCCACAACCCCCCUCGCGGGCAGCUUCGCAGCUUCUGCAGCUACAGCAGCGGCCUGGGCAGCCAGACCAGCCUGCAGCCCCCGGCCCAGACUAUCUCCAAUGCCCCCGUCUCGGAGUACAUGAACCAAGCUGUCCUCUUCGGUGGGAACCCACGCUACGAGAAUGUGCCGCUCAUUGGAAGAGGCUCCCCUCCGCCCACGUACUCUCCCAGCAUGAGGGCCACCUACCUGUCCGUGGCAGAUGAACACCUGAGGCACUAUGGGAAUGAGUUUCCAGCCUAACACACUUUCGGGAGUUCCUGCCUCCUUGAUCCAUUUUGGUUUUUAACUAAGGCAAAUGCAAGCGUGUUUCUUUCAUAGAAACCAAAGGCAUCUAGAGACUGUGCGUGGACCUGCAGGAUUGGAAGGCUCCUGCUGGCGCAAGGGAGUGGCUGAGAUUCAGGGAGAAUCGGCCUGGGGUUGGCUGAGAUUCCCAGGCAGACAGAAGACCCAUGACUUGGACAAGGCUCUCCCUCCUUUGACCUUCUCUCCACACCAGAAAUGCCGUCCAGGUGCUUGGCCGUCCCUAAGCUGAGAGCCUGGUUCAGUUUGCCCCUGCGUCCCACCUUCCCCAGGUGGUGAAUGACGGCGGGGAGGAGUCAGGCUUGACUUGAGGGUCCCCUUGCCUGGACUGUGCCUCCUCCUGGCUGCUCGGAUGGGUGCCAUCUCCCCACAGGUAAAGGUGGGAGGGCUGAUCAGGAGAUGACAUCCCUGAUGAGACCAGACACUGUCCAAAUCCAUCUCCCGGGGCCAGGUGGACUCUUCCUGUGCCACCAAGGGAAGGCACUGGCAGGCCCUGCAUAGGAGGCUGGGGGACCAGAGCCUCGUGCCUGGUGGGCUUCCAGGUGGCAGGGGUGGGCCGGCCUUUCUGCAGCCCUCUGUCGCCGCACCUCCAUUCCAGAAUCGCUGCUGUGAGUUUGCUCACUGCGGAUACGGACAGUCUCAGGUAUUCACAGACACUUUGAAAGCAAUUCCAACUCUUUUUUGCCAGUGUUUUAAAGAUUUUUGAUUAGCCAAAGAAACUCACAGCACAGCCGGUUUUUACUAUAGAUGUGGGGUUCAUCCCUCCCACCUGAUUUGUCUACCAAAAUAAAGAUCAGUGAGACAUCCUGUCCCAAGAUGCUGAUUGAUGGGGUUGUGGGUUCAUCCCACCCCGAGGGAGGCGUUUUGAGAGAACAAAGUCUCUAAGAGGCAAGUUUGAACAUGAACAGAGUCUGGUCCAGGAGACUGGCUGAAUGCCCAGGUCAACUCUCCCCACCCCCCCACCCCCCGCUUUUGUCUUCAGGAAAGUUUGUCAUAAAAGGUUUUAGCAGAAUGGGCUGACUGUGUCUUGAUGUGAAGACAGGUGUCUUCCCUACCUCUCCCACCAUCCCGUCCCCACCCCAUUGUUCCCCAGCCCCUGACCUACACCUGCUGGGUGAGAAAGAGCUCGUGGACAAGGAGAAAAUAAUGACCCACCAUCCUUCCCGCCGAGGAUCCAGGGUUAGGGUCUUUGGUGCUUCCAACCUCCUGCCGACGAAGAGUGCGUGACCCGGGAGCCUCCGCAGCCCUGCACACUGAAGCAGGGGCACAGGGUAGUGUGGCUGUGGACAGGGGCUCCAUUUCCACUUUGGAAGCACCGCCUUCUGGUCAGAACACUGACAGCAGAGUGGUUGUCAACCCCCAGCCAAGCCUCCACGCCAGCGGGGCCACGGGGCCUCCGGGACUCUGUCUCCCCCAUUCACCUGUACAUACGUGCACCGUGAAGCCACCUUCGUGAGGCCCUGUCACGUGCAGACAGGACUUGGCGACACCAAGGUGGUGUUUCUUAACGCUCGUUGGCCACUAGAGUUGUUUUUAAUGCAUGUAAACUAAACUAGAAUCCCUUGGGUGGUUCCUGAAGGGGCCAUGCGGGCACACCUCUGCUUGAUGCAUGUGUGCCCUCACCUGGGGGAGAAAUAAA
Mesoplodon densirostris (Blainville's beaked whale) is the source of this 3355-nucleotide messenger RNA. RefSeq names its product tweety family member 2 (gene TTYH2). Gene Ontology annotation, cellular component: plasma membrane. The record is from RefSeq and is a predicted model, not a curated record. Gene Ontology annotation, molecular function: volume-sensitive chloride channel activity; intracellularly calcium-gated chloride channel activity. The transcript is spliced from 14 exons. Bases 55 to 1656 code for a protein of 533 amino acids. Lineage: Eukaryota; Metazoa; Chordata; Mammalia; Artiodactyla; Ziphiidae.